Molecule: messenger RNA, 3612 nt
Organism: Callorhinus ursinus (northern fur seal)
Lineage: Eukaryota; Metazoa; Chordata; Mammalia; Carnivora; Otariidae
Gene: CRACR2A
Product: calcium release activated channel regulator 2A
Molecular function (GO): GTPase activity; GTP binding; calcium ion binding
Source: RefSeq, a predicted model, not a curated record
GCCUCCCGCCCGCGCAGACCCCACCGCGCGGCGCGUGCGGAUCCCGGAGGGCACCCAGGGGGCGGCGGCGCCCACAGCCGGGGCUCCAGGCGCGCCGCUGCCACUUCUGUGGCGCCGGGGGCUGGGCCAGCCGGCGCGGAUUGGGGCGGAGAAAGUGGAGCAGCCGGGCCUGGCAAGAGGUUACCCGACAGCUGUGAGCCGAACCCGCGGCGCGGGCGGUAGGAGGGAAGGCGGCGACGCCCAAGGUGGGACUGUCACUGUCUAGAAUCAAGCACAGCCAGCCCUGCCUCACACGUUAGUGUCGACCCCAGAAGGUUUCUAGAAUCUGGGUCAUGCCCUGACCACAGCUGCCUCUCAGGAGACUGGCCUGGAGCCAAAGUCACGUCAUUGGGCUGCUGGUCAAGGGUGGAGCGGGAGCGACUCUCGGCUUUUCCUCAUGAGCCCUGCCUGGGUGUCCACCUGGCACUCAGCACGAGCACGUCUCUUCCUCCCGGAGCAGCUGCUCGACCCGGAGGCCUGGCCUUCAGAGAGAGCUCCAGGAGCGUUCAGGCCCGGUGUGCUGCCUCCCCGACCCCACGUGUGUAAGGGGCCACGGGACUUGCUUAUGAGGCUCCAUGAGGAGUUGCCACUCAGCCUGGAGGACCUGGAAGAUGUGUUUGAUGCCCUGGAUGCUGAUGGCAAUGGCUUUCUGACACCAGAGGAGUUCACCACUGGAUUUAGUCACUUCUUCUUCAGCCAGAAUGAGCCAGGUCAGGAAGAUGCCAGUGAACAGAUGGCUCAGCUCCAGGAAGAGAAGGUGUAUCAGUCCAGAGGGGAAGAGCACAUGGGCGACAUGGAUGAUGAUGAGGAGACCCAAUUCCAAACGCUGAUGGACAAACUUGGAGCCCAAAAGGGUUUUGAAGAUGAAAGUGAUAUCAAGCAACUCUGGCUACAGCUGAAGAAGGACGAACCUCACUUACUGGCCAACUUCGAGGAUUUCCUGACCAGGACUUUCUCCCAGCUCCAGGAAGCCCACGAGGAGAAGAACGAACUGGAGUGCGCCCUGAAAAAGAAAAUUGCUGCUUAUGAUGAAGAAAUCCAGCAUCUCUACGAGGAGAUGGAACAGCAAAUCAAGCAUGAGAAGGAGCAGUUUCUCCUAAAAGACACGGAGAGGUUUCAGACCCACAGCCAGGAGCUGGAGCAGAAACUGUUGUCGAAGAACCAGGAACUAGAGCAGCUCAUCCAGAAGCAGAAGCGGCUGGAAGGUCAGUGCGCCAUGCUACAAAAUGAUGAGCAUGAAACCAAGGCUGAGAACACCAAGCUGAAAGUCACAAACCAGGAGCUGGCCCAGGAGCUGGCGCGGACCUCCCGGGAGCUGCAGGAUGCCCAGCAGCAGCUGGAAAGCCUCCAGCAAGAGGCCCGCCAACUCCACCAGGACAAGGAGACGGAAGUGUACCGUGUGACGGAGAGUCUGCAGCGCGAGAAGUCGGGGCUCCUGAAGCAGUUGGAUUUCCUGAGGUUCGUGAGCACCGGGGAAAGGAACAAGCAUCUUCAGGAUGAACGGGACAUACGUUAUCAGAAAGAUAAGGCAGCCAAGGCAAACACAGCUGCUUCCAAGGCGAACUGGAAACAGAGAUCUGGCUCUGUGAUAGGCAAAUACUUGGACGGCAGAGGGAUUCUUAGGAGCCAGUCAGAGGAGUUAGAAGAUGUGUUUGUCCUCCCGAGGAGGAGAAGCUCCCUAGGCCUGAGUGGAUAUCCCCUUCCAGAAGAGGAGCCAGGGGCUGAAGGUCCACUCCCCCGGGCACUCCGCAGAAUCAUCUCCAUUGAAGAAGACCCCCUGCCCCAGCUCCUGGAUGGCAGCUUUGAGCAGCCAUUGAGCAAAUGCCCAGAAGAGGAGGAGGUCACCCAGCAGAGGGUGGAAGGACAAAGCCAGCAGGCCAGAUCCUUGGAACCCAUGCCUACAUCUCCCCGAGGACAGCCUGUUGGAAAAGAAGCCUUGUCUAAGGAGGAAGCCUCUCCCUCCAGCCUAGACCGGCUCUUCAAAAUUGUGCUAGUGGGCAACUCCGCCGUGGGGAAGACUUCCUUCCUGAGGAGGUUCUGUGAGGAGCGGUUUGCCCCCGGCUUGGCAGCCACUGUGGGCAUCGACUAUCGGGUGAAGAUGGUGCGAGUGGACGACUCGUCCGUGGCGCUGCAGCUGUGGGACACGGCGGGUCAGGAGAGGUACCGCUGUAUCACCCAGCAGUUCUUCAGGAAGGCCGAUGGUGUCAUUGUCAUGUACGAUGUCACCGCCAGACAGUCGUUCCUGUCGGUCCGGCAGUGGCUGAGCAGCGUGGAGGAAGCUGUGGGAGACUACAUCCCUGUUCUUCUGCUGGGCAAUAAAAUUGACAACGAGAAAGAGCGGGAAGUUCCGCGAGGCCUCGGAGAGCAGCUUGCCAAGGAGAACAAUCUGAUCUUCUACGAAUGCAGUGCUUAUUCCGGUCACAACACCAAAGAGUCCCUGCUCCAUCUUGCCAGGAUCCUCAAGAAACAAGAAGAUACAGCGAGGGAGGACACAAUACAGGUUGACCGCCCUGCCAAAAAGAAAUCUUGCUGUGGCUGAUAAGAGUCCUCCUAGGCCUGCUCCAUGCAGGCAUGAGGUCACAGGACUUACCCUGAAUCCUGAACAUGGGCUCCUGCUUGGAUGCUUCCACCACAGCCUGCCUAAGCCUUUGUUUCUGUCAGUGACUUGCCUCCACCAACAGGAAAGGAAGCACAGCCAGUCAGAAAAGCCGCUCUUGAAACAUUUUGGAGUCUUCUUUCUCUUCUCUCUCUAGACCCCAGGUGCCCAUUUUCCCCCAGCUUGGUUUUGUGGGGAAAAGAAACAGAUGGGCUUUUCCAGAAAAAAUCACCACGUGCCUUCUCCACCUCCCUUCUGCUCCCCUUGCCCUUAGGAGCUGCAGCACCCUGGUUGCCAUGGCAACUGCACAGGGCCAACGUGCUGCUUCCUGUAGGCCAAAGACACAGCACUGGGGCAGGGCCAGGGCGGUGGGUCUUCCUUUGGCUCCUGUUCUCUGGAUAUCAAUAGGAUGCUCUUGGCAUAUGCUUUGUGGACCUUGAGAUGCCCACGUGGUGUUGAGAAAAGCAAGCCAGGGCGUUCACAUUCUAUUGCACACCCCAACCCCAGGGGUCCUGCUCCUUGCCAGGCUGCAGAACCCCGCCUCUCAGCAGCCGCCAUGCCUCUUGUAUUUGUCCCCUUGGGAUCUCUGGAACGUGCCUUACAAGAAACCCACACCCACUCCUCUCAACCACCCACCCAUGACCCUGACUCCAAGGUCGACUGUGGGUGAUAAAUGUGUGCCUGGGGUUAGGGAGUGGGCUUUCCUCCUACUUAACUUUGACUAAGAGAUGAAAAGAAAACAAGGGAAAAAAAAAACCCAUCUGCUGCUAAACAGAGCGACCAUUUCUGGAGUAUAAAUAAGGUAUAUAUAGCUCCAUAAAAGCCAUUUUCCAAUGUUUCUCAAAAUAGCUCUUCAAAAAAUUGUACAUGAUGAUUAAUGGGGUAGAUUGACAUGAACGCAGUGAGGCCCAGCACCAGGUCCAUAGUUACAGACUUCAUUUUAUUUUUUUCCAGAAGACUGUAUUUUAAAAAAGAAA